Suillus discolor is the source of this 1593-nucleotide messenger RNA. RefSeq names its product fatty acid desaturase-domain-containing protein. The record is from RefSeq and is a predicted model, not a curated record. The transcript is spliced from 5 exons. Gene Ontology annotation, cellular component: membrane. Lineage: Eukaryota; Fungi; Basidiomycota; Agaricomycetes; Boletales; Suillaceae. Bases 1 to 1593 code for a protein of 530 amino acids. Gene Ontology annotation, molecular function: oxidoreductase activity, acting on paired donors, with oxidation of a pair of donors resulting in the reduction of molecular oxygen to two molecules of water. Gene Ontology annotation, biological process: lipid metabolic process.
AUGGGUGCAACGAAGAAGGAAUGGAGCCGAGAGGAAGUCGCAGUCCGCGUUCUUGCUGGUGAAACACUGGUUGUUUACCAUAACCAGUUGCUGCGCAUUCCCCAAGCUUGGUUAAAUGCCCAUCCAGGUGGUUCCCUCGCAAUUCUUCAUUUCGUAGGACGCGAUGCCACCGACGAGAUAGACGCGUAUCACUGUGACCAGACUCUUGCAAAAAUAAAGUCGUACGUCAUUGGCACAGUCGAAACCUCGGGCGGCAUUUGGGAACCUCUUGUACCCCCAAUCAUGACAGGUUGGGUUCGGAAAUUGUCUCAUGAUGGCAAAGCCGCAUGGCACAAUGAAGCCACUCCACUACCACCUUCCAAUCUCUCCUCCGAGAUUCUCCUCGUCGAACGUGACUCUUGCCUCCUUGAAACUUCAGGUCCCACUUUAUCUCAUUUGGUUCCCCCUGCAACAAGACUUUCCUUGAAAGACCAAGCUCGUCAUUCUGCUGCUUACAAGGCGUUGCAUAAUCGCAUCAUCGACGCCGGUCUUUAUAACACGCGUUACAUCACUGGUUAUGGCCCUGAGAUUGCGCGCUAUCUUCUCCUCGCUGCGUCAUCCGCAGUAGCUUACUCCCAUGACUGGCUCAUAAUAAGUGCUGUGUGCCUCGGCCUUCUAUGGCACCAGCUCGUAUUCACCGUCCACGAUUUAGGACACAUGGGUGUCACUCAUGAUUGGACCAAAGAUCGCCUCAUUGCCAUCUUAUUAGCUGAUUUCAUCGGUGGUUUGAGUGUCGGUUGGUGGGUUGACAAUCACAACGUGCAUCAUUUGGUUACAAAUCACCCUUCGCAUGAUCCUGAUAUCGCGCAUCUACCAUUCCUCGCAGUCUCAACGACGUUUUUCAAAUCGUUGUGGUCGUCGUACUACAAGCGAACCAUGGUCUUCAAUCGAGUUUCUGCUUUCUUGAUUUCUUUACAACACAAGCUAUUCUACAUAUUGCUUGCUUUUGGCCGCUUCAAUCUAUAUGCCAAUGCAUAUGGAUUCUUGUGGCGCAAAGCCUUCGAUCAUCGAAGAGCAAGGGGUGGCCGGUGGUCCUGGUGGCUCGAAGUCAUCGGCGUCCUCUUCUUCUGGUUCUGGUAUGGAGCAGUCCUGAAGGGAUGUGGAUCAUGGAGCAGAGCCAUUACAUAUUUUAUGAUCUCGCAUGUCGUCACAAGUCCUCUUCAUGUCCAGGCACGUGACUAUCUCGGUAUCGUUUUAUCACAUUUCUCCAUGUCUACGGAGGAUUUGGGGCCGGUGGAAUCGUUCCCGCACCGCCAACUUCGAACUACAACAGACGUCAUAUGUCCUCCUCACCUUUCAUUCAUACAUGGCGGAUUGCAUCUCCAGGUGACUCAUCACCUCUUCCCGCGUCUUCCACGACACAACUUGCGUGAGGCUAGUGUCCUGGUGAAGGAAUUCGCCAAGGAACAAGACCUCGUGUAUGCCGAAUUUGGAUUCAUUAGCGGUAAUGGAGAAGUGCUAGACGUGCUCAAAGGUGUGGCGGAUCAAGCAAAGAUCGUGGGUAUGGUCGCCGAUCACGAGAUUCGGGAGGCGAUAGAGCAAAAAGUGCGAUAA